AGAUUUUCUCGGGUAGCCGCGGGGAGAGCCUGCCAACGGCACGGCGAGAUGCGGGAAAAAUGCCUUUCCCUUUACUUCACUGAUACCGAGCCUCUCGCAUCGUCGUAGCCGGUUCGUUCACGGCCGCGUUCAAAAUGGUAGUGCCCCCGUAUAUUCCUUUCAAAACAUUUCUUCUUUCCUCUUUUUUCUUGCUGCUCUUGCAGCUGUGCCUGCUCCACACGCAAGCCUCGGCGGUUGCACCACCCGAAGACCAGUGCGACUUCGAUCGCGGCGAUGCUGGGUUCAGACUGCCCGUCGCGGAUGCCGCGUCCCCAUCCACGCUCCACUUGUUGCGCUGUUACGAGGAAAUGGGCCAGAACUUUGACCAUUUACUCGGUGUUUCAGAGCAGGACGAAGAUGGGCGGAGCAGCGGCGAGGACAACUGGGACCAGCAUGUGGAAACGUGUUGUCCGUUUCCGAAACUGUACGAGCUGAGCUUGUGGGUGGAGUCGUCGGUGGAGCACGAACGCGAGAUGCUGAAGAAGCCGUUGCCGCAGAUCAAUACCAAGGGGCACAUGUGCGAGCGGGCCAUCCGGAACAGCUUCGACGUGUUGCUGCACGCCGGGGACGAGUUUCGCAAGCUGAUUCGCGAGGCGUUGCCGCUGAUGGCGGAGCUGGCGCGCGAGCUUUCGUGUCAGCGCUGCGUCCCGGGCUACACCCAGUUUCUGAAGCAGCACAAGCAACGCUCCGGCCUGCCCAUGUUCUUCAAGUUGGUACACUCCAUGGAAAGCGGCCUGCUGAACCUCGCACACACACUGUACAACCCUGCGGAAACCGAGGUGCCCUCAACGGACGGAGACUUCAUCUGCCCCACCUACACCCAGCCGGUUUCGGGCCUCCUACGGAAACUGGACGCCAGCGGGGUCGUGGGCGGCCGGCCGGAUGCGAUCGCCGCGUACCACGAGGGACACGACCAGAUUGCGCGGCUGCACGACACGCAGCUGGCCGCGUACCCCGAGGGGCUGCAACAGGUGCUCGAGGGCUUCGUCACGGCGCUGAGCUACCCGUACUCGGUCGUCACGCAGGAGGUUUUCCUGCGGAACCUGGGCUGGGAAAAGAUGUUGCGGGGACAGAUCGACGAGGACCACCGCAUGUGGGGAAACGUGGUGCACGAGAAGUCGCGGCUCUACGGCAACUGGCGCACGUCCGCGGCGGCUGCGGCGCACCUCGAUCAGUCUGGCUUCCCGGUGGUGUUCAAGGAUCAAGGUAUAAUUGAUGAUGGUCGUGUGCGGCCAGUGGUAGAGCACGACCAGGUGCGCGCCCAGUGUUCGUCCGUUCCAAGCGGAGGUGGAAAAAGCGCUCCGAGAGGCGAAGGAGAUCAGGACGUGGCGGAAGGCCUGUUUGUGCUGAUUUCCAAUCGCACGAGUGACGCUUUGGUGGAUAAGCUCGCGGGAGAAAUGUUCCAAGAAAGCCGCCCGACGCUGAUUUUGGAAGAGGUUGUGGGCGACGGCAUGGAGGCACUGGGCAGGGAUUGCCACGGGACCGCGGAGAGCCGCUUUUGUCUGCGGCCCAUGCACGCAUCAGGCUUGAAAUCCCUACUGCGGGACAAGACGAAUGUGCAAGUGGUGUGGAAGCGGCAUGCAAACUCGUUUCAUCUCGCGGAUGAGGAUAGUUUGUUGAACGCAAAAACGAAAAGAAAGCCCGCUGGGACGGUGCGACAGCAGGUCGUGCAGCAGCUCCUUUUGGAUCGCUUUGCCGCCGAUCCGAGCCAGUCGUUAGAGCAGCACGCGUCUGCGGCCUUGGGGCAUCAGCAGGUGAUUGCAACGCCACUGCUGCGGGGGUACUUCGACCACCAGAUGGGCAGCCGAGGGAAUUUCGUCGAUACGCUGCGAGUAGUAGACUUGCGCGCGCCCGAUUUCCAGCGCCUGGUCGGCGGUUUCGCGGCAGCGCAUGAGGAUCACAACCACGACGAGCAGCAUCCCGGCCAUCACACCGCUUGGGCGGACACGUUUUUGCCAGGAACCGGCGUGAAGUCACCUGCUUUCUGCAAGCCAGGUCUGCCGCUGCCGACGCAGGCGGAACUAGACAGGUAUGCAGAAUGGCAUGCCGAGAACCCGGCGGGUGCGAAGCGCCUCGUGGUGGUCUGCCUGCCCUUCAGCCAAUGCGGUGGCCACGGCGACCGCGUGAACGGACUGCUCACGCUUUUCCUCCUCGCGCUGAUUACCAAGCGGCGGUUCCUGAUCCUCAGCUCCAACCCCGUGGACUGGCAUUCGGUCUUCGCUCCCAACCGCAUCGACUGGCGCACCGAAAUCGGGCAGAUCUCGCUGACUAAUGUGCGCACCUACUUCGACAAGCGAUACGGGUUCCGCGAAGACUUAGACCGCAUUCUAGCGUCCCCGGCACAAACGCUGCUGCUGCGCGUGAACAACCGCAUUGUGAAGUCGCUGUACGGUGAGGGAUGCGAUUUGCAAGCACCCUUUCUCGUGAGCCGAGUGAUGCAGUUUCUGUUCUCCCCGAACAUUUAUUUGGAACAAACCAUUAACGAGACGGCCGAGGAACUGGGGUUGUUCGCACCACAGUAUAAUUCUGGUAGUACUUCUAGCGGAACUACGACGAGCGGCGAGCCGCGGCCGGCGGCUGUCAAGACAAGUACGGACAAUAUGGAGAAUCUGUUAGUUCCCUACAUCAGCAUACACUACCGCACGGGAGACAUCGCGUUCGACCCUCAUCGGCACAACUCGUCCUUGGCCGGUUUUGUGCAGUGCGCGUACCAAAUCGAGCGAGAGCUCGGACUGCCGCCGGAAACUCCUUGGGUGCUGCAUGCAGAUAGCCUCAGACAGGUGCCCGAGUCGUGGUACCUCGCAGCGGCAGAGAAAUACGAAGAUUUCCUGAACGAACAGGAAAAGGAGAAGCAGCAAUUCCUCAUCGACCAGCGCCAGGAGGAAAGGCAAGCAGCGCAAGAAAUUGACGCGAAACUGCUUGCCAAAGACGCGCCGCUUCUGCCACCACGUACUAAUGUUGAAAUUCAAAUUUGGACAAUUGGACUGCACAUGUACGUAUUAUACUAGUUUCACGUACAAGUUAGUAGUCCUUUUUCUGCUUUUCGAUUAGGAAGUGUUGCCUAUGCAGCGAGAGGUCUGAUGUUUACAUAACAAACGCUCACGACAGCACUUGCAAGCAGUCUACCAGCAAAAGGCGUCGGGGCGCACGGUGCCGUUCCUGCAGCAGAAGACUUUGCUCGAAGGAAGCUGCGUGUUCCGAGGGGACUGGGGCGGGUGCACAUUGACCGCUCGGAGUUUCAGCCGGGUGUCAAAGGAUUUCAGAACGCGUUUGCAGAGUGGUAUCUGGUGUCACAAGCCCGUGCGGUUUUACUUUCGCGGAGCUUCUUUGCUGAAACUGCUGCGGAAAUCGGGCGAAUUCGGGAUGCCUACUUCAUCACGGGGUGCGUCAAAAUGGAUUUGUCCAGUAGCUAA
Molecule: messenger RNA, 3452 nt
Organism: Amoebophrya sp. A120
Lineage: Eukaryota; Dinophyceae; Syndiniales; Amoebophryaceae
Source: the annotation of a GenBank genome assembly